ACGGGUCUGUAUAAAAUGAUCCAUCAUUCUUGAUUGGUUUCUAAAUUGAUUACACUUUACGCAUGCGCGUAAAACAAUUAAAAGACAGGAAGCCAAUUCAAAUAAUUUUUUAAUUGUACAUUUUGUAAUUUUUGUAAAAAUAAAAAAAUAAUUGGAAGAAAGUAUCUGAAUAGAAAAUGAAUAGGUGCAAGUGGAGCAAAUGUAAGAGUACAUUAAAAACGAACAAACAACCUGAUUCAACUAGGGAAAGAAAGAAAUGCACAAGUAAACCUCUAACAAAGCCUCAUGAAACAGAAGAUAAAGCUAUAAUUCGGAGGUUUCACGAUGCACAAAGAAUGGCUAGAUUUAGAGCUAGAAAGAAAAAGUCUUUAGAGGAAGCAAAGGUGCUUGAAACAUUAAGUUUUAAUAAGCUUUCUGUAAUCGCAAAAUUAAAUCAAAAAAACAUUACAUUUGAAACCACUAAUUCCAUCAUUACAAUAUCAAAUACAGAACAAUUUCAAACACACUUGCCUAUGCAGGAAUUACCAAUCAUUGUACAUACACCUUGUGAACAAAAUAAAUAUUCUCAGUUAUUGGCCAUUAUCAAGGAACUAGGAAAAGAUGUUAGAUUAGCAUAUGCUGGUAGUAAAAUUUCAGCAGAAAGAUUAAAAUUAGGCAUUGUACAAGCAAAAAUGCUGAUCAAAGAGUGUUUAUCAGAGAUAGAAAUUAAUUUGCAGCAAUAG
This is a messenger RNA of Colletes gigas, 722 nucleotides long. RefSeq lists its product as uncharacterized. Lineage: Eukaryota; Metazoa; Arthropoda; Insecta; Hymenoptera; Colletidae. The transcript has a single exon. Gene Ontology annotation, cellular component: nucleus; cytoplasm. The record is from RefSeq and is a predicted model, not a curated record. The coding region runs from base 177 to 722 and encodes 181 amino acids.